ACCUUACCGUCCGUGUCGCAAAAACCCUGGACCUGCGUUUCUUCUGUUUGGCUCUCUCAGGACGGCAGCCAAAACCCUAGAAGCCCCGACAUGGGUAAGGUCAAGGGAAAGCAUCGUCUUGAUAAGUAUUAUCGCCUCGCUAAGGAGCAAGGUUACCGAUCUCGUGCUUCAUGGAAGCUUGCUCAGCUCGAUACCAAGUUCUCUUUCCUCCGCUCCGCCCAUGGCGUGCUCGAUCUCUGCGCCGCUCCCGGUGGUUGGAUGCAGGUCGCCGUUCAGCGUGUCCCCGUUGGCAGUCUCGUCCUCGGGAUCGAUCUCGUUCCGGUUGCUCCGAUUCGUGGGGCUGUGGCGAUCGAGCAGGAUAUCACGAAGCCCGAGUGCAGGUCUAAGAUCAAGCAGGUGAUGGAGAGGAAUGGUGUUAGGGCUUUCGAUUUGGUUCUGCACGAUGGGUCGCCCAAUGUCGGUGGUGCGUGGGAUCAGGAAGCCAUGAGCCAAAACGCUUUGGUUAUUGAUUCCGUGAAGUUGGCUACCGAGUUCUUGUCUCCGAAAGGGACUUUUGUUACCAAGGUUUUCAGAUCACGGGACUAUAACUCUGUGCUCUUCUGUCUUAAGCAGCUGUUUGAGAAAGUUGAAGUGUUUAAACCACCAGCUAGUCGUUCAGCUUCUGCAGAAACAUAUCUUCUGGGUCUGAAGUAUAAAGCUCCUGCCAAGAUUGACCCUCGUCUUCUUGAUGUCAGGCAUCUCUUCCAGGGUGCAGUAGAACCAAGAAAGGUUGUGGAUGUGCUUAGAGUGAAUAAACAGAAAAGACACCGUGAUGGGUACGAAGAGGGAGAGUCAAUUGUGAGGAAAGUUGCAUCAGCGGCUGAUUUCAUCUGGUCUGAAAAUCCUUUAGAGAUUCUUGGUUCUGUCACUACUAUAUCCUUUGAUGAUCAAGCUUCUUUACCUAUUAAAGACCAUGACUUGACAACAGAAGAGGUUAAAAUUCUUUGUGAUGAUCUACCUGUUUUGGGGAAGAAUGACUUCAAACAUCUCCUAAAGUGGCGAAUGCAACUCCGGAAGAGUCUAUCUCCUUCACGGAAGGAAAGUUCUAAGAAAGAUCCUGACGCUGGAAAGGAGGAUGAGAAUGGCGGCGAUGAUAAACUUCUCAAUGAAUUGGAGGAGUUGACAAAUGCGACAGACCGCAAGAAGAAACGAGAGAAGAAGCUCCUUGCAAAACGGCGAGCCAAGGAUAAGUUGCGGAAGGCGACAGGUGCUCAGGUAGAUGUCCUUGAAGAUGGUUAUACGGACCAUGAAUUGUUCUCUCUUUCUUCUAUCAAGGGGAAGAAAGACCUUGUGGCAGUUGACAAUCACGAAGAUGGUGACGGUGAUGGUAAUGGCAAUGAUAGUGAUAACGGAGAACAUGGUGAUGGAGCUUCAGGUGACUCUGACAGUGAUAUUGACUCUGAUGAAGAACGCCAGAGUUACAGUCAACAAAUGGAAGAAAUCUUUGAUGAGGCCUAUGACCGGUAUAUGUCUAAAAAGGAAGGGAGUGCUAAGCAACGGAAGAGGGCUAGGCAAGCCUAUGCUGAAAAACUGGAGGAGGAUGGUGAUGGUGAUGAAGAGAUCCAAUCUGAUUAUGAUUCGGAUAAGAACGAGGGCAAUGAUGAGGCAAACCCUCUGGUGGUACCUCUCGAUGAUGGGGAAGCAGCAACACAGGAGGAGAUUGCCAACAAAUGGUUCAGCCAGGAUAUCUUCGCCGAAGCUGUGGAGGAAGGAGACUUGGGACAAGACGACAGCCAAGACCAAAUGCAGAUCGAGAAACCGAACAAAAAUCAGUCUAAAGCUGACAAGUCAAAGGAGACGAAGCUGAAAUCAAGCACGGGCUCUGAUCAGACCCAGCCCAAGAGCACCAAGAACGAAGACGAUUUUGAGAUAGUACCCACCCCAGCCACGGAUUCAAGCUCUGACUCAUCCUCUGACGAGUCUGACGAAGAAGACAUCAACGCAAAAGCUGAGAUAUUGGCAUAUGCCAAGAAAAUGCUUAGGAAGAAGCAGAGAGAACAAAUGCUUGACGAUGCCUAUAACAAGUACAUGUUUGAUGACGAGGGUUUACCCAAGUGGUUUGUGGAUGACGAGAAGCGGCACAGGCAGCAAAUAAAACCCAUUACCAAAGAGGAGGUUGCAGCAAUGAGAGCUCAAUUCAAAGAGAUUAACGCUCGUCCUGCUAAGAAAGUGGCCGAGGCCAAGGCAAGGAAGAAGCGAGCAGCCAUGAGAAGGCUCGAGAAGGUGCGUAAGAAGGCAAACAGUAUAUCGGACCAAGCGGAUAUUUCAGACCGUUCAAAGGGGAAGAUGAUUGAACAGCUAUACAAGAAAGCCGAGCCUAAGAAGCCUAAGAAGGAAUACGUGGUGGCGAAGAAGGGAGUCGGGGUUAAGGUUGGGAAGGGUCAAGUGAGAGUCGAUAGGAGGAUGAAGAAGGACACGAGGGCUAGGGGGACGGGAAAACCCGGCAAGAAGGGGAAGAAAGUCAGCGGCGACAAGAGGCAGAAAGGGAAAGUAUCUGCCGGAAAGAAGGGGAAGAGAGCCAUGUAAAAGCGCACGUGCGCAUUAGGACACCACUGUUCUUGAUCCGAGGAAGAAGCCUGAGUUGGUAGGAACAGCUUUUGUUCUCUUUUAACUUUGAGCUAAUUCACAUUAUACCAAUUUUGAUGAACAACCAGACAAAUGUGCUGUUGUUUUGGUUAGAAUGGUCAUGGAGCCUUCAGCCAUGUAAUUUUAUGUACUCUCUUCCCUUUCGAGGAAUGUUCAUGUUUUUUUAGAGAGUAGAAACC
Messenger RNA from Tarenaya hassleriana, 2804 nucleotides. Its product is annotated as putative rRNA methyltransferase. Gene Ontology annotation, molecular function: rRNA (uridine-2'-O-ribose)-methyltransferase activity; rRNA (guanine) methyltransferase activity. The transcript is spliced from 11 exons. Gene Ontology annotation, biological process: maturation of 5.8S rRNA from tricistronic rRNA transcript (SSU-rRNA, 5.8S rRNA, LSU-rRNA); maturation of LSU-rRNA from tricistronic rRNA transcript (SSU-rRNA, 5.8S rRNA, LSU-rRNA); rRNA methylation. The record is from RefSeq and is a predicted model, not a curated record. Gene Ontology annotation, cellular component: preribosome, large subunit precursor; nucleus; nucleolus. Lineage: Eukaryota; Viridiplantae; Streptophyta; Magnoliopsida; Brassicales; Cleomaceae. Bases 91 to 2565 code for a protein of 824 amino acids.